Malania oleifera is the source of this 1364-nucleotide messenger RNA. RefSeq names its product anaphase-promoting complex subunit 10-like. Gene Ontology annotation, cellular component: anaphase-promoting complex. Gene Ontology annotation, biological process: anaphase-promoting complex-dependent catabolic process; protein K11-linked ubiquitination. The transcript has 8 exons. Lineage: Eukaryota; Viridiplantae; Streptophyta; Magnoliopsida; Santalales; Ximeniaceae. Bases 194 to 910 code for a protein of 238 amino acids. The record is from RefSeq and is a predicted model, not a curated record.
UUAGAACCUCCCAGACGGUUUUGCAAAUCCAUCCGCGCGGGGAACUUCAGCUACUAGCGGUGGGAUUCCGGGCAGGUUCGACGGCUGAACAUAAUUUUAGCUGAGCAUAGGAGCUGGUUACUGGUGCCACGGUGCUGCCGGCGAGUGGUAGCUUUCCACUGCGGCGGUUUUUUGCAGCCGCGACUGUCUGCACAUGUGCUGCGGUGCGGGCCGGCCCAAAUCUGCCCGCUCCAGCGACCUAAAGCUCUCUUCGGCGCUGGGGAGUAUGGCAACAGAGUCAUCAGAAGGAGAAGAGGAAGGAAAGCUAAUGGCGGCUAAUCAACACCUGGUGGUUGAUGAUGACCUACGUGAGAUGGCCAAGAAGGCCGCUUGGAGUGUUAGCUCCUACAAGCCCGGCAAUGGUGUCCUCUUCCUAUGUGACAACAACCUUGACACCUAUUGGCAAUCAGAUGGUGUGCAGCCUCAUUUGGUUAAUAUUCAAUUUCAAAAGAAAGUUAAGCUACAGCUAGUUGUCCUCUAUGUGGAUUUCAAGCUUGAUGAGAGCUACACGCCUAGUAAGGUCUCUAUUCGUGCUGGUGAUGGCUUCCACAACUUGAGGGAAAUAAAAACUGUAGAACUUGUCAAGCCAACUGGUUGGGUUUAUAUAUCCUUAUCUGGAAAUGAUCCUCGGUCCUAUGGGGAACUAUGCCUAGCUUACUACGGGGUUGGGAUUAGACUUUUGGGAGUGGUAGACAGUGCUGGGAAACAUUUGUUAACACUUUCAUGUUGCAAAUUGCUGUAUUGUCCAACCACCUCAAUGGGAGGGACACACACGUGCGCCAAAUUAAAAUUUAUGGCCCCCAGCCGAACCCUAUUCCACAUCAACCAUAUCAGUUCACUUCGAGAGAGUUCACUAUGUACUCUUUGGUGAGAUGAGGACAGUGAAGACUUGUGCUGUUAAACCAGCCAGAGCCAAUAGAGGGCUGUGAGAUUCCGGAUGGCAUUCCCUAUUAACUUUGUAGCUGUGAUCACAAUUCAUACCGUAGCUAGUUAUGUCGAUUAUCAAUAUAAAAUUGUUUGAUAUUUGUCUGUUACUUUCUUCUGUGGCCCAUGUCAUUUGUGAGAAACGUGUGAAUGUAUAUGUUUUUGUUUUUUUGGGUUAAGAAUCCGUCUUGCUGUUUGUGGUGCAUGAGAAUCAUAGCUUUGUGUUUAAAAUUAAGAAGCAGAACAAGGCAGGGUGGGGAGGCUAGGUCCCUACAUCUUUAAACUAGUGCUCAUGCAUCACUGACUUGAGAUUUUUCUAGCCCUAUAUUUGGGAGAAACAUAUUUAGAUUUGUGUGGAUUUUAAAAAGAUGUAAUAUAAAAUUAUGUAAGUCUUCUCUAAA